Ceratitis capitata (Mediterranean fruit fly) is the source of this 1458-nucleotide messenger RNA. It is a transcript of the gene Smyd5, whose product is annotated as SET and MYND domain-containing protein 5. The record is from RefSeq and is a predicted model, not a curated record. The transcript is spliced from 6 exons. Lineage: Eukaryota; Metazoa; Arthropoda; Insecta; Diptera; Tephritidae. Bases 170 to 1360 code for a protein of 396 amino acids. Gene Ontology annotation, molecular function: histone H4K20 methyltransferase activity; protein binding.
CUGGGAUGGCAGCACCUUCUACAAAAUUAAAUAAUCGUUUGCCGUAGUCACCCUGUGUAGCACACGUUUUUCGAUAUAAAACAAAUCAAAACAAACCCACCGGGUUAGAGACUUCCCAAUAAAGGAAUCUGGUUCUUCAAACAAAAAAAGAACUAUAUAAAGAAUAGUAAUGAACUCAUUUGAAAUUAAAGAAAUUCCGGGCAAAGGUCGUGCCAUGGUCGCGACAAAACCUUUUGCUGUUGGAGAGACCAUUUUUGAAGAGGAACCCUUCGUUUCGCGACAAUUUUCUUGGAACGCUGCCUAUGGUUAUGCAGCAUGUGAUCAUUGCAUGCGUCCGUUGGAGACAGUUUUGGAGAAUGUUCGUCGCUUAGCAAAUAACAAUGCGUUGAUAGUACCUCUAGCGGAAUAUGAUCCAACCACACCUUGGCUCGAACAGUUUACUCAAUGCCAACGCUGUAAAGUGCGCUACUGUUCUGAGGAUUGCCGUAUGGAAUCAUUAAAUAAAUAUCAUCGUGUCGCUUGCAUGGGUAACUUUCAUACAGAUGAUUCACAUCCCAUUAAUGCAUUAAAUGAAACGUGGAAAAAAAUGCAUUAUCCGCCGGAAACUGGUACAAUUUUACUAAUUGUUCGUUUAAUGGCCAUGUAUAAACAAAGCAAUAACAAACAACAGUUUCUCGAAUCACUUCAAUCUUUUCAAUCCUUGAUAGUAAAUACCGAAGCGAAAAUAUAUCACAAAAUGUUAGGAGAAAAUUUCGAACAACAAAUGGAACAGCUCUUUGUUGCUUUUUGCAGAGCAUUUGCGGAUGAAGAAUUCGCAGCUUUCACUACACCAGACGCGUUUAAGACAUUGAUGGGUAUGAUUGGUACAAAUAGUCAAGGCAUUGCAACGAGUCCCUUAGCGGAAUGGGUUAAAAAAGUGAGUGAUUUGCCGCUACCAGACGGCGACAAAGCAAAGCUAGACGAAUACAUCGAUGAUAUUUACAAUAAAGUAGGAGAAUUCGCUGGUGAAUUUCUUAACACUGAAGGUGUUGGCCUUUACUUAUUACAAAGCAAAAUUAACCACAGUUGUGUACCCAAUGCACAAUCGACAUUCCCCUACUCAAAUGAUAUCGUGGUCCUCAAGGCUGUGGCUGCAAUAGAGGCGGGUGAAGAAAUUUGCAUAUCCUACUUGGACGAGUGCCAGUUGGAACGUAGUCGGCAUUCUAGACAAAAAAUUCUUAAAGAAAACUACAUUUUUGUAUGUCAGUGUCCUAAAUGCCAAUUACAAGUUACUGACCCUGAUGAAACUAGCGAAGAUGAAGACUACGAUGACGAUGACGAAAUGGAUAUGGACGAUGAAGAUGCAAAUAUGUCAGAUUAAUAAAUUGUUAGAUUCUUAACACUUUUAUGCAUUUCCUAUGUAUGCAUGUAUAUAUAUUAUUAUAGGCAUUAUUGUAACAAUAAAAGUGUUCAUAUAUA